AUUAUUAUUAUUAUUAGUCAUAUGUUUUUGAGGGGUCACGCUCUGUUGACCUACAUCAUCGCUGACGUCAGUUGUCAACGUGCUUACGUCAGACGCUUCUAAGCUGCCAUGGCAACGACGACCCUGUAACUGAAGCUGAGGAGCAGAUAGUUAGCAGCUGCUGGUCAACUAGUUAACUAGUUAUACGAUGUCAACCAGCUAGUUAGCAAAGUGUAAAUGAGCGCUAUGACUAAGGAGUGAGUCGGUGAGUCCUCGCGGGGUUUUGUGGCCGGUAAGCGCGAGAUGACCGUCCGCUUUAAGUGUAGAAGUGAAUACCAGAAGAGUUACAGGACGUCCCGCCCCAGAGGUUCUUCUCCUCAGCGCUGCGUCCCAUUGGCCGGCCUGCGCUCAGACCAGAUGGGUAAGAUCCCUGAAAGCAGAACUGGACGAGUCCCGUUUCAACUGUACGAGAGCAGAACAGGUAUCUGCAGAGAGCCGUGCUUCCAGAGCAGGAGGAGGUUCUCUCAGUCCUGUGGCUCUCAGCUCUGCCCUCCAGAUCCUCCACAGAAUCACAAAACAGCGCCCCCUGCUGCAUCCCAGAGUCGCUCUGCCCACAGGAAGGAGCCCCCGCACCCUCCUGGAGCUGACCCUGGACCUCCUGGAGCUGACCCUGGACCUCCAGGAGAACCAGAACCAGCUGCAAAGCCCCGCCCCCUAAAGCCUGACAGCCAAUCACAGCUGAGACAACCUGAUGGACAGCAGCCAGCAGCGAAUGAGGUGAAUCGCGCUCUGCAGUGGAGGGCGGGGCUUCUGUCAGGAGGUCAGAGGUCAGAGUACCACAGACAGUUCAGCUGGAAGAAAUCUGCAGCUGCUGCUUCGCCAAUACUGACCGCACAACAGGUGCUCCACAGCAGCAGGUCUGUGCCCCCCUUUAAGAAACACCCCGUUCCCAUGGAAACAGAAUAUCGCCGCAGCUUCCUGGGUCAAGCCCCGCCCCCAGAGCCCCGCCUCCGGAAACACCUGCAUCACACACACAAGACCAACAAGAAGAGGAGGGAGGAGCCAGAGAAGAAGCCCCGCCCCAAACAGGAAGUAGCCACCCCUCAGAAACAGGAAGUCCCGACCCCUCAGAAACAGGAAGUCCCGCCCCCCCCUCCUCCUCAGGUGCACAGAACAAACAGAAUCCCCGAGAGAAACGGAGCCUCGGACCGAGACGCCCGUCAGGUGGAGGAGUUGCGGCAGCAGGCGAUGUCGUACCGUCGUCGGGCGUGGGGAUCGAACUUCUGCAGAGACCACCUGAGCCAGCUGCUGUCCAAUCACAACGCUCUGUGGGAGGCGGCCAGCUCUUGCUCUUACCCCCCCUCCCCUCACCCUCUGACCUCUGACCCCCCGUCACCUGUGGAGGCUCUGGAGCUCAACAGUAACUCCAGUCAGAGGUCGACAGCUUCCGGAAGAACUAAAACUCCUGAGAGACGUUCGGUCUGGGGAGAAGAAGAAGAAACAGACGAGGAGGAGGGAAGGUUACCGACUCCGAGGCUGAAGAUACGACCGACUCAGAGAACUCACCAUGAUCUCACCACACCUGCCACUGGAGGCGCUAUACUGGUGGGAAAAAUGAAGAGCGGUAAUGAAUCAUCAGCAAACAAACAGAGAUGUGGCUCCUCUGUUUCCAUGGCAGCGGGGGCGGAGACUACAGUUGCUAUGCAGAUCACCCCGAAGGAGGCGUGGUCUGAACAUAACUCCGCCCACUCCAAAACAUCUGCCUCGUCCCCCGACAACAGGCCAACUGUCAGUCCUGCCUCUAAACCAAUCAGGAUGAAGCAGACUUCCCCUCCUCCUGUAGCCCCGCCCCCUCAGCACUGUAUUCAAGGCACUCUGAGGACCGCCGACUUCCAGCACAACGGUGAUCUGGGGCUGAGGUUCAGAGAGCAGCUGUGUUGUUCAGGAGGCUGCAGCCACCAUGAAGACGACCGUUUGUCGGCGAUGUCGUGGCGUUCGGCGACUUCCUGCUCGGCGGCGUCCGUCGUCCUGCAGCGAGCUCAGAGACGAGAGAGUUUCUGGGGAAAGAGAUGACCUCUGACCUCUGACCUCUGACCUCUGACCUCUGACCCCCACCACAGCUGAGUCUAACCACUACUGUACAGUUAUUAUGGGAUCGAGUUAAAUAUCAUGUUUUUUUUAAUAGCUGGAUUCAAGGUGCUAAUAAUCACGCUGUGUUUUUAUAAUGAAGUCAUAGAUGCUUUCAUGUCAUUAUGUGUAUGUAGUAAUUAUGUUGAGGACUCUUUAAAGUAGAGACACUACAUACUGAUAUACACCUGAACAUCAGCAGGAGAGAACUCUUUAAAGUAGAGACACUACAUACUGAUAUACACCUGAACAUCAGCAGGAGAGGACUCUUUAAAGUAGAGACACUACAUACUGAU
Molecule: messenger RNA, 2402 nt
Organism: Gymnodraco acuticeps
Lineage: Eukaryota; Metazoa; Chordata; Actinopteri; Perciformes; Bathydraconidae
Gene: saxo6
Product: Mdm1 nuclear protein
Biological process (GO): negative regulation of centriole replication
Molecular function (GO): microtubule binding
Source: RefSeq, a predicted model, not a curated record